GUGAGGACCACUACUUGCAACUAACGGUAGUUCACCGCUGCUGCCGGGAUUUGGUAAGUUUCCGGUGUAUCAAAUGAAUUGUUUGAAGGGGUAUAUUUUGUUUUGUUUUUUUUUAAAUAAAAUAUACAUGAAAUUCCGUCAUGGGAGUUGACAUUUUUCACACAAGAUACUUCCAUUCGGACGUGCCUCUGCAACGAGUUCCGAUCCAGAUUUUAGAUCUGGGCGCCCUGCAUACGCUCCCUCCGUUCUUUACAUCAGAAUGUCAAAUGUCGGAUACUGAGAUCUCGCUUUCUUCUUUCAAACUUCAUUUUCCGUUGGUUCUUAUAGAGUGCACCAAAACCUCUCGACUCAAAACACUUUCACUCCCCUGAAUUAUCAUCCCUCUUCCUUCGCUUCCCCCUUACCGAUUAGAUGUCGUUGGAUCAUUAUCCAAUCCUCACAGACAGACGUUUUCAGCCCACAGACAGACAGUCUUACCAGUUACAUGAUUUAACUCCCCCGACCCACUGGAACUACCAAUCCUCCAGAUCACAAAAUGAAAUCCCUCAUGAUUAUUCUUCAUCCUGGAACGUCAAUUUACUCAAUAAUUGGUCAAAUGACGUCCUACCCUCAUCCUCCUCUUCCUCAUCCUCCUCUUCCUACAUGCGCUACCCACAAUCCAUUUACACAGAACGUCAUUUACAAUCAUCAUCUCCAUCAUCCUUUGAACGCCAAGCAGCUGCACUCCAACACCGCUCCCCAUCAGUAGCUUCCACUUUCAAAUUCGACGAUUCUUCUUCUUGGCCCGCAACUCUUUACACUUUGGAUGACAGAAGUACCCCAUCCCAUUCCAUACCACCAACAGUCACUAGCACAUCUCCUUCCGCGCGUGCUUCUUCCAGAGCUUCAUCAUCUAGAUCACCUCCCGUCAAGCUCGAACAAGAUGAAGUUUCAAGCGCCGAUUGCUUUGUCAUGGAAUUUGCUACCGCUGUCCCAGCUGCGCAGGAUAGCGCCUCAUUGGCUCCCCCAACUGAAGUACCCUUGCGCGCGACCCAAGCAAGCAAGGCAAUGCGCAAAAUGAUGGGCGUCUUUCGCCUCAAUCCCUUCUCAAUGCAUGAGGGUGGUGGUCAGGCAAUGAGCACCUGGAUGGGCGAGGAUGCAGGCCCCUUGGACGAAGAACCUCAGGUCUUCGAGUUCCAACUCGACAUUGGCUACCGCGAUCCAGAUGAGGAGCUCGAAGAACAACAACCUUCUCAACUUCACACUCUCGUAGAGGUUCCAGAACCUGUCCAAGAUGAAAACACGAGGUGGGCGGAGGGUGACGACUCUGAGCUAUCAUACCCCACACAUAACACUUGGGCCACCAACGACACCCCGUGCCACUCAUACAAUUUGCCAUCGCUUAGGUCAUAUAAUUCGCAUUCCCACUCCCCUUCGCUAUCUUCUGCUUCGUCGCGUAAAACGCCCUUGGAUAUGUCUGCCUCAGAGUAUUCGGGCCCAUAUACACUCCAUGGCUCUGGCAGCUGCGGUUCUUCCACGGAUAACCUUCCGUCACUCUCAUCUAUGGCGCGACGUUGGUCUAUUCCUGCCAAUCUACAAGCACCAUUCAUGAUAUAAAGUAAUCAUCAUCAUCAUCAUUACGAUUAAUCAAAGCGCCGGUAGCGCUCAAGUCUCGGAUCACUGUUGCAGCUUGUUCUGCACUUUGGAUGGCCGAUCGGGUUGCUUGUUUUACUUACAUACACUGUUGCAUUUUCUUGUUCUUGAUCAUCUUUUAUUGUCUUGGGUCGUUCUUCGCUCACGGACAGAACUUCAAAUCAAAUUUCUGGCAGGUUGGAACGCAUGUAAUAUAUACUCUGCAAAAUCAUAUGAUACCAUUAUUCCCCUUUGUUGCCAAGUAAACCCUUUCACGUCACGAUCGUAUCUCCGCCACUGUGCCUCUGCAUGGGCUAGUUCGCUUCACCACUCAAAACCGAUCCUCUAAUC
Messenger RNA from Suillus bovinus, 1962 nucleotides. RefSeq lists its product as uncharacterized. The record is from RefSeq and is a predicted model, not a curated record. NCBI's taxonomy places the organism in Eukaryota, Fungi, Basidiomycota, Agaricomycetes, Boletales, Suillaceae. The coding region runs from base 412 to 1596 and encodes 394 amino acids. The transcript is spliced from 2 exons.